Messenger RNA from Strigops habroptila (Kakapo), 4610 nucleotides. It is a transcript of the gene SYT11, whose product is annotated as synaptotagmin 11. The transcript has 4 exons. The coding region runs from base 580 to 1872 and encodes 430 amino acids. The record is from RefSeq and is a predicted model, not a curated record. Gene Ontology annotation, biological process: cellular response to calcium ion; regulation of dopamine secretion; regulation of calcium ion-dependent exocytosis. Lineage: Eukaryota; Metazoa; Chordata; Aves; Psittaciformes; Psittacidae. Gene Ontology annotation, molecular function: phosphatidylserine binding; calcium ion binding; clathrin binding. Gene Ontology annotation, cellular component: membrane; synapse; axon.
GAAGCGCCGCGGGGCCCGCCCGCCGCGCAGGCGCCGCGCCGCCAUGUUGUCCCGGCGCGGGGCGCUCCGCCGCCAUGUUGGCGGCGCGGGGGCCGUCAGCCCCGCCGUGACGACGCGGGGCAGCGGGGGCGGCCGCCGCCAUCUUUGCUGGGCGCCACCGCCCGGGGCCGCGCCGCCGCCGCCGCCGCCGCCGCCGCGCAGGGUCCGCCCGCGGCGCGGUGCUGCCCGCCCGAGCGCAUCAGGCCCGGGGCCGUGGUCCCGCAGCGGGCGCGGGGACAGGGAGGGGGGCGCCACCGGCCCCGCACGCACACGCCCAGCCGCUCCGCCGCCACCCGGCUCCUCGCCCGGGAGGCGCGGCCACAGCCCCGACACUUGCCGAGUCACCGCCGGGCGGCCGCGGGGCGGGGCCGGCCGCUGGCUGGCGCGGGAGGGCCGGGCCGCCGGGCGGGGCCUGCGCCGCACCAGGACCAGUCGGCAGCUCCUGCAUCCCGCGCUCCGAGCAUCCUCCGGGCGGGGGCCGGCAGCGCGGCGCCUCCGCAGCGGGCUCCGCAUCCCGCCUGCCCCGGCCUCAGCUGGGCCAUGGCGGAGAUCACCAGCGUCCACCCGGGCUUCGAUGUCUCUCCAGUGGUGGCAGGCCUCAUUGGUGCUACUGUCCUCGUGGUUUCUGUCUCAGUAACAGUUUUUGUGUGGACAUGCUGUCACCAGCAAGCAGAAAAGAAGCACAAAACCCCCCCGUAUAAGUUCAUUCACAUGUUGAAAGGCAUCAGCAUCUAUCCGGAGACCUUGAGCAACAAGAAGAAAAUCAACCGGAUCCGGAGAGACAAGAAUGGCACUCCCAAGGAGGCCGGAAGGGGAAACCUCUUGGUGGAUGCUGCUGAAUCUGGUUUAAUAGGCUCUGAGAAAGCUCCAGACGGGCCAAACGCAGCCCCUCACGUCGACCAGCUCCCAAUAAAAGUCGAUUAUGGAGAUGAACUAAGUCCAGAUCAAAGCCUCACUCCGGGGGGAAGCAAAACCUCCUCCCCAUCUUCUCCAGGGGACGAUGUCACGUUGGGUGAACUGACUUUCUCAGUGGACUACAACUUCCCUAAGAAAGCUCUGGUAGUUACUAUCCAGGAGGCUCACGGGCUGCCGGUGAUGGAUGAGCAUACCCAGAGCUCUGACCCUUACAUCAAGAUGACAAUUCUUCCAGACAAAAGGCAUCGAGUGAAGACUCGUGUGCUUCGCAAGACACUGGAGCCAGUGUUUGAUGAAACCUUCACCUUCUAUGGGAUCCCGUACAGCCAGCUCCAGGAUCUGGUGCUUCACUUCCUCGUGUUGAGCUUCGACCGCUUUUCUCGAGACGAUGUGAUCGGAGAGGUCAUGGUGCCCCUUGCAGGGGUGGAUCCGAGCACUGGCAAGGUCCAUCUCACCAGGGAGAUCCUCAAAAGGAACAUACAAAAAUGCAUCAGCAGAGGGGAGCUGCAGGUCUCCUUGUCUUACCAGCCCGUGGCUCAGAGAAUGACUGUCGUGGUGCUGAAAGCCAGGCAUUUGCCAAAGAUGGACAUCACUGGCCUCUCAGGUAAUCCCUACGUGAAGGUGAACGUUUACUACGGCAGAAAGCGCAUCGCGAAGAAGAAGACUCACGUGAAGAAGUGCACUUUGAACCCCGUCUUCAAUGAAUCCUUCAUUUACGACAUCCCCGUGGAUCUGCUUCCCGACAUCAGCAUCGAGUUCCUGGUCAUCGACUUCGACCGCACCACCAAGAACGAGGUGGUGGGCAGGCUGAUCCUGGGCGCGCACAGCGUCACCGCGGCCGGCGUGGAGCACUGGCGCGAGGUGUGUGACAACCCCAGGAAGCCCAUUGCCAAGUGGCACAGCCUGAGCGAGUACUAGAGGUUGUAGGGCAGCCUUAACCCUUGUUUUAGCUGUAGGACUAAACCUCGGUAAAGCAGCAGCAGCUGAUGGGGUUCUCUAGUGAUGUGAUUUUUUGCAGGGCACUCAGAUCCUAAAGAGCAGUGGAUGAAAACCCAGAAACACAGAUAUAUAUAACAGUGUACUCACGCUAUUGCAUGCCUAAUACAAACUGAACUUAGUAUUAACUACCAAUAUCAAGUUGCAGAUUUUAAUACAAUUAAUUCUCUGUCACUAUGGAAGUUGUGUUUGUGCCGAACUGUCUUUGCUGGUAUUCACCAAGAUUGGCCUGUCUUUAGUAGGCUUCUCCCAAAGUUUAACCUCUAGUUUCUUGUUAGUUUGCCUGCCCAUUGGUUCUUGCAGUUCUGUUCUUUGCUGGUUUGGGAGCACCAACCACAGUUCCAUGUAAAGGUGGUUUAGAAUUCUGCACUAGCUAAAGGGAAACCACAGGGAAAUGGCACUUUCCUUCAGGGAAGAAAAUUCUCUUGUCAGGUCCUGGAACUCUUGCCACUGCCACGUACUUCUUGUGGGGCUCUGAGGGCCCAGAGCAGAGGUUUCCAUCUACAAUUCACACCCCACCAAAGUGAUCACUUUGCUUUUGCCACGUGGAAGUUGCAGGGACACGAUCCCCCAGCCCAUCAGAACGCUCUAUUUAACCCUGGCAGUGCUCAAGGCCAGGUUGGACAGAGCCUUGGGUGACAUGGUCUAGUGUGAGGUGUCCCUGCCCAUGGCAGGGGGUUGGAACUGGAUGACCUGAAGGUCCUUUCCAAGCCAAACCAUUGUGUGAAGGGCCCGAGAUAACCAAACACAAAGUGACGUGUCAGUGAUGGGUCAGGAAACUCCUGCUGAUUCUUUUAAACGUGGGAUUCCACACGCUCAGUUCUGUUACAACAGCCUAAUGCAGCUGAGACAGGAAAACGGGGUUUGGGGGAAAGAAGCCCAAAGCUUCCCUUCAUUCAGCUUGGAGUCAGUUUGCCUUAGAGGUGAUGUGUAGCCAGCUCCAGAAGGGAGUUAACACAGGGCAAAGCCUGGUUCAAGGCAGCUCGAGUUGGUUGUUCAGUUGUGAGGCUUCCCAUAGGUUCCCAUCACCUCGGAGGUGUGAAGACCUGGAGCACUCAGGCUCUUCACCCCAACGGGUCAGGAGUUCUGAACAGAAGUUCAGCAAGUUCCACAAAUCCCAGCUUGGAAGUGGCUGCAUUAGAUCUGGUGUUAAACACACCGAGACACGAGACAGCAGCAUCCUGGCAAGUCACUUCCUUUGGCUUCUUAGCACCUUCAAGCCAGGAAAGACAGAAGGGUGAUGAGUGGCAGCAGGUACUUGAUUGUAGCCAUUGGUGGUAAACUGAGCAGAACUAGAACCAGGCUGGAGGAAUUACAACUACUUCUGCCCUCUGCAAUGGAAUCUGAAGCAGAAGUCAGCUCGCAAAGAGCCUUUCAGUUGGCCUUUAGUUGCUUCCAGGCAGCCAGUCUGUUCUGUGCCCUGGGGAAUGUCCAUAAUGGAUUCUAACGAUGACAUUUGAAGCUCAUUUCGCUACUCGCAGGCCUUGACUCCUGAAUUUUAGAGCCCUGUUGGAAAAAUGAUCCUUCCCCCCUUCCUACUAAUGAAGGUAGAACGAUGAAGCGAGUCUGGCUGGGGUCCCUCUGCAGCCACACGUGAAGCAGCAGGGGGAGGGCUCCUCAUGCACAAGCAGCACGUUGGGAGCUGGCAAUACGUUGGCAUCUCUUCCUUCUUUUUGGAAAGCUGGAUUUUCUCACUCAUUGGAACUUCCUUCCAGGCAGAGCCUCUGCAGCAGCAGACAUUGCACAUUCCUGCUGGAUUGAUCCUAAACAAGGAUUUCUGCCUGAGGUUGUAGAUUGUGUCUUUAAUGCUUUUCUAGCUCAUGCUCUUCUGGUGGCUCAGAGCCACAGCCCGAGUCUCCCGGGGACACGGGGGUAGCUCUAGUUCAAUCCUAGUUUUUGCACUAAGCGAUUGUGUUGCUGCAGUUUAGCGACUGCCAGGACUUUUCCUGGGAACAUGCUUUCCAGCACCGCUCCAGCCAUCGGGAUGAGGAGGCACCAGCACCACCCGCGACGCUCCCUCCUUCCCCUCCGGUGUGAAAAGCAUGCUUCAGCCUAGAGGAUCUCCUUAACAUUCCUUUAGUUGCAAAGGAAAAGCUGAACUUCUUGGCAAGGAAACACGCUCAGGGUACAUAGACGUAGGCUCUCGGGCAGGUAGGAGCAGCUCCAACCCUCUAUGGAACAAUAGGAAACUGAAGAUGUGCAGAUAUCUAUAUUUUUAAAGCAUCAAGUAGACAGGAAGUGACAGGAACUCACUGUACAUCCCCCGCUGUGGUUGGUCUUUACCUUCUCGUGUCUCCUCGUGUCAAAUUAACUUGGAAACUUACAACUUUGUGUGAAAAAAAGGAAAAUAAAAGGAAAAAAAACCUAACUGGACAUGUGUGAAUGUGCAUCAUGUGUGAGCUGAUCCAUGCGUGAGCUAAUCCAUGUGUGAGCUGAUCCAUGCCGUGAGCUGAUCCAUCCGUAAGCUGAUCCAUGCCGUGAGCUGGUCCAUGUGUGAGCUGCUCCAUGCGUGAGCUGAUCCAUGCCGUGAGCUGAUCCCUGUGUGAGCUGCUCCAUGCGUGAGCUGAUCCAUGCGUGAGCUGGUCCAUGCUGUAACACAAGCUUGUCUGUUGGAUUUGUUAACGCACACGGAGCGUGCAAAUAAAACUGGAAUCACUUUA